This is a messenger RNA of Emericellopsis atlantica, 1458 nucleotides long. RefSeq lists its product as uncharacterized. The transcript is spliced from 2 exons. NCBI's taxonomy places the organism in Eukaryota, Fungi, Ascomycota, Sordariomycetes, Hypocreales, Bionectriaceae. Bases 460 to 1428 code for a protein of 322 amino acids. The record is from RefSeq and is a predicted model, not a curated record.
CACUUCUGAGGCACAGGGCUGGGGCCCGAUUGACGCAUGCGGUUAUGGUACUACAUUGAUCUGUCAGCGCUAAAAGAUUCCAACCUACAUGCCUAAAAGCCAGUCUUUUCACUCUUCCAACAAUGAACCUAUCUCAGAAUUUGGCAACAAUCGUGGGUGCGCGUCAAGGCAUGUUCCAGUCACCGGCUCGCAUGAUGGCCACCCAAAUGGCUCUAGCUUGGGCUAGACGCUGCCCGCACUAUCAAUCCCCGGCCUCGGCAAAUCGAAGUGAGAGAGCGAGCCAACCUAAGGCACCCCUGGCAAAGGCUCCGCAACUCCAGGUGAAUCAACGUCAAGGGACUGGACUCAUGACGUGCACCUCAUCCAUCGGCCAUUGAGAAAAACCAAGGUCUCAACGCUGUCUCCCUGUCUUCACCUCUCAGUGAUUCUAUAGCAUAACCAAAAUUCGAGAUCGCCAGCAUGCUCAACUUCAAUGUCCUCAGUCAGGCCUUCCCGCCAAAGGCCAAGUUCACAGAGGCCAACGUGCCAGAUCUCACUGAUAAGGUCUGUAUCGUGACCGGCUCCAACACUGGUGUGGGCAAGGAAGUGGCUCGUAUUCUCUACUCCAAGAAUGCGUCCGUCUACGUCGCCUGCCGGACCGAGUCCAAGGCUCAAUCCGCCAUUGAGGACAUCAAGACGUCGCAGCCCUCAUCCAAGGGCAAGCUGACAUUCCUGAGCCUCGACCUGGGCGACUUGCCGGCCGUGUCCAAGGCGGCCGACCAGUUCCUCGCCCAGGAGACCAAGCUGGACUACCUCUUCAACAAUGCCGGCGUCAUGAUGCCUGGCAACGGGACCAAGACGAAGCAAGGCUACGAGAUGCAGCUGGGCACAAACUGCGUCGGCCCCUUUCUCUUCACCAAGAAACUCACACCGCUGCUGCAAGCCGCCGCCAAAACGUCACCUGCUGGCAGCACGCGGGUGAUGUGGGUGGCCUCCUCUGCAGCCGAGGCGUUUGCGCCCGCGUGUGGUGUUGACCUCACCAACCUCGACUACCACACUUGGAGACCCAAUGCUUACCAGUACGGCGUGAGCAAGGCCGGCAAUUACUUCCAGGGCAUGGAGUACGGCAGGAGAUUCGGAGACGACGGCAUUAUCAGUGUCAGCAUGAACCCAGGCAACCUGAAGAGCGACCUGGGUCGGACCGCAGGCCUCCUCGGACAGAACCUCCACUGGCUCUUCAGCUACCCCGUCGUCAAUGGCGCAUACACAGAGCUCUACGCCGCGUUCGCCCCCGAAGUCAAGAACCGCGACUGGGUCAUCCCCUUUGGACGUCAGGGUACCAUCUCCAAGAGCCUGCAGGAAAACGCCAAGGAUGAGAGCGAGGGCGGCAAAGGCACAGCGCGCAAGUUCUGGGAGUGGCUCGAGGAGCAGGUCAAGGAAUAUGUCUGAAAGUAUUUGCGACUAUGUUUGUAUAUACCC